CCCGCGGCGGCCCGGGCUGGGGGACGCGGCUCGCCGGCCCGGUGCGGGCGGGGUGCGCUCGGCUGCGGCUGCGGCUGCCAGCGACCCCGCGGGACGGCCGCGCGUCAUGGUGGACUACUACGAAGCGCUGGGUGUGAGCCGCAACGCCACCGCCGACGACAUCAAGAAGGCGUACAGGAAGGCAGCACUGAAAUGGCACCCGGACAAAAACCCGGACAACAAGGAAUACGCCGAGCAGAAGUUCAAGGAAAUCGCUGAGGCCUAUGAAGUGCUGUCAGACAAGCAGAAGCGCGAUGUCUAUGACCGCUAUGGCAAAGAGGGCCUCAUGGGGGCAGCAGGGCCAGGGGGCUCCAGAGCCGAUGCUGGGGCUCCUGAAUUCACCUUCACCUUCCGCAGCGCUCACGAUGUUUUCCGGGACUUCUUUGGCGGGCGAGAUCCCUUUGCUGACUUCUUUGAUGAGAUGCUGCCCUUCUCUGAGCUGCGGGGAGCUGGCCCCCGGCACCACGGAGGGGGACACUUCUUCUCCACCUUCCCUGGAUCCUCAGAUUUCUUCACCUCAUCCUUCAGCUCGGGGGCUGAUGCAGGGCUGGGAUUCCGUUCCGUCUCCACCUCCACCACCUUUGUUAAUGGUCGACGUAUCACCACAAAGCGGAUUAUUGAGAAUGGGCGGGAGCGGGUGGAAGUGGAGGAGGAUGGGGAGCUGAAGUCGAUCCACAUCGAUGGUGUCCCUGACGACAUGGCGCUGGGGCUGGAGUUGAGCCGGCGGGAGCAGCAAGCCUUCCCCAGCCCACGCCCCCCUUCGUCCCCACCACCUACCCCACGGCGGCCUCCGAGCUCCUCGCCCAUCUGCCUCUACACAGACAGCGAGGAUGAGGAUGAGGACUUGCAGCUGGCCAUGGCCUACAGCCUCUCUGAGAUGGAGGCCGCGGGGCACCACCAAGCAGGUGUGUUCUGAGGCUGCUGCGCCCAGGGACCGUGCACGCCUGCUCGCCCAUGGAGGCACAGAGGACUCCGCUUUGUCCCUGCACGGCCACCCCCUGCCACCUCCUUCCCUUAGCACCCUGCAGCUCCAUGGGAUAUAGUGGGGGUGGGGGGAAAAGUGGGGGGGAUGGUUAGUGCGUGUGGCCAAGCAAGAUCCAUAGGAUUAGAAAGGUGGACCCUGAGCAUGCCCCAUGCACCACAUGCUGGGUGCUGGGGAGGAGGUGGUGAGAGGGGGCUGGAGCAGGGAUUGCUGUAGCUUAGCCCGAGCUGGCUGCUGGGGGGGUACAGAUCUUGCUCCCCUGCGGUGAGGUUCAGGGGCACAGGGGACUGUGGCAGGCAGUGAGGAGCAGUCAGCCAGGGCAAAGGUAAUGGUGCCUGCUUCUGCCUCCAUCCCCUCACCCGCAGCCCCCCCAAACCCCAUCUGCCUACAGCAGUCAAUAAACCUGUUUGCAGGAG
Lagopus muta (rock ptarmigan) is the source of this 1437-nucleotide messenger RNA. RefSeq names its product DnaJ heat shock protein family (Hsp40) member B2 (gene DNAJB2). Gene Ontology annotation, cellular component: endoplasmic reticulum membrane; cytosol. The coding region runs from base 107 to 955 and encodes 282 amino acids. Gene Ontology annotation, biological process: positive regulation of proteasomal ubiquitin-dependent protein catabolic process; protein refolding. The record is from RefSeq and is a predicted model, not a curated record. NCBI's taxonomy places the organism in Eukaryota, Metazoa, Chordata, Aves, Galliformes, Phasianidae. The transcript has 10 exons. Gene Ontology annotation, molecular function: ATPase activator activity; Hsp70 protein binding.